This is a messenger RNA of Caenorhabditis auriculariae, 765 nucleotides long. Lineage: Eukaryota; Metazoa; Nematoda; Chromadorea; Rhabditida; Rhabditidae. The record is from the annotation of a GenBank genome assembly.
AUGCGAGCGCUCCACGUGUUUCUGGUCGCUCUCGCUAUCGUCACCGUCUUGAUUCUGGUGAAGUUUCAAAGGUAAAGUGAACUUUGCUUCGAGUUACUAAUAAUACCCUUUUUCCAGCUCUGAUGCAAGGGAGGCAGACGAUAAUAAUAGGACAGAACAUCUGGACGACACUAUUUUUUUGGGAAACAGACAUCAUGUCUCAGAUAUAGAGGUUCGACGACUCAACAAGAAAAAAAUUUUUUUGAUGAUCUUUGAUUAUUAGUUCUUAAAGAUUUAAAGAAAAUUUGAUACUUCAGAAUAACAUGGUUUUUUCAUAUAAAAGUUAGCACAUCUUAUCAAUUUUUUCUUCAUGGGGUAAGAAGACUUUAAAAGUUUCUGCCUACAGAGAACUCAAAUUCCGCUGAUAUAGAGCUUUUUUCACACAUUUACACAUUUAUUCAGUCGUCAGAUUUUCUCACGAGAAACCAACUAUCGUACCUGAUUUCUCAUAGAAAAUUCAAAAAAAUGUUGGGAUUUUUUUAUUAUAUCUGGAUAAAAAAAUUUUUAAUUGAUAAAAAAACAGUUUUCUUUAAAUAUGUUUCGCUAUUUUUCUUCUAACAUCUAAUGAAAGACUCGCCAAAACUAAAAUGAUGACAUCCGUUGAAAAAAUCCACGAUGAAUAGCAUUAAUUUCCUGUUCGAAAAAAAAUAUCAUAAUUUUUUUGCAUCUUAUCUGAAUUUACAGACAACUUCCUCGACAACGUUGUUGGAAAAAAACCACAAUUGA